AUGAAUUAUAUCUACGUGGGAUGUUUCAUUCUUUUAGCAUUUUUUACUGUAAGAAGUAAAUUUUUCACCUGAUGUCACAUGCCAUGUUUCUUGUUUGAAUUGUCUGUGAAGGUUCAUUAAUUUUGUUACUAAAUCUUCUUCUCUUACCUUCAUAGGUUCGAGUUUCGACUCUAAGAAAGCAAGUACGAACCGAAGGUAAUGUAUACUUAAGUUUAUUUAUUUUUUUUUUGUCCUCUCAAAAUACGAACAGAUAUAAUUGCUAAACGGUCUAAAAGGAAAAAAAUAGUCUUAACUAAGACUUAAGCUCAUGGCGACAGUUCUACUACUUAACUGUUAACGAUAAAUGGGUUUCUCCUCCUGAAGUGAAUGCCUUCCCACCAAUACACGAAACUUCAAUCACACAGAUGGAGUUUCACUCUAAAAAUUGAUAUCAAAUAUUAAGUCCCCAGUGAACAAAAUACCAAUAUUUUAAGGAAAGGAGACUACUGUAAAUUUGACCAUCAAACGUCGAAAAAAGAAAAGUUUUUCUGUCUCAUUUUUCGUUAAGCGAAACUGAGGUUUGUAAGAAUGUCAAAUUGUACACGAGGACGUAAAUUUAAACCAAAAUUCAGUGUACCUUCUCUAUUAAUAAUCAUUAAUUAAAUAGAUUUUAGAGUAUUAGUUACACAGUUUGGUUUCAAGAGAGGAAAAUUUUGGAAAUUUUUGAAUCAUGAAAAAUUUAUCAACCAGUGGGUCGUUAAGGAAGAUAUGUUAAAUAAUUAAGGUAAAAUUGCUGAUAGCCUAUUACUGUGCUCUGUAAAUUAUUGAUUUCUUUGGCACAACUGCCAACAUUUGCUUACACCAAAAGAAGCAUUAUCACAAAAUUAUCACACUUUUUCAUGAGCACAUUUAUAAAAGCUUUCCAAGGCGAGGUACAGAUCUGACCGAUAGUAUUAUAAACCAGCUUAGAUUUACAACAGCCUACUUUUUUGAAGAUGUGUUUGAUUCUUCUUCAAAAAAAAACAAUGCAUAUGACUGACGGUCGGUUAUUUUUCCUUUGGCGGAGAAAUUACUGGAAAAUUCGGUAGUUGAGAACAUAGAGACCGGCUUUUUAAAAAUUUAUCGUAUUCUCUCUAAAAUAAACAUUUUUCAGUUCAUUCAUAAUCAUUUUCUUUCUAACAGCUCAAAAAUUAAAAUUGCCAGAUACAAGAGAAAAAAACCAAAUAAAGGUAGACAUGUGUAAAGCGCAAGCAAAAACAAAAAGAAAUAAUUGUAUUAAGGUAACUGAAUAAGCGCUCUGUGCAGUAGAGUUCUGUGAACUGUUGGUGCACGAUAUGUGAUCUUAUGUUUCGAUGAAGACGAAGCAUUUUAUUGACAUAGUUGAAAAAAGGGAUUACGUACAUAUUAUCUUCAAACGAAGUCGAGCUUAAAUUCCCCGUUUUCAGUACAUGACAGCUUCGUUGAUUUCCUCACUGGUUUAACGUCUCAACUCUAGUGGCGUUUUUCCAUUGUGCUACACCCUGGUUAGUUACCUAGAUUGCGGCCAAAUUAGAAUGGGGUCGUUACAUUGUGCUCUUAGGAGAGACAUUUCACUCUAACUUACAUCUGUAUGCCAGGAGUUUGAAUCAGUUGCCGUGAACCGUCAGCCCGUGAAAUUCAAGAAAUGUUGAGAGUAACCUGAGAUUAGUUAUGGUGGUCGGCCUCUUAUUUGGCCGGUAGUAUACUCAAAGAGAGUGAUUUUGUUAGAUCAUAAUAUGACGUUUUCCUCUUCAUUCAGAGUACAAGGGUUGUUUUGCCAUCAACGAAGAGGAACGUUUGUUUAUCUCCAGUCCGGGAGAUUAUGAUAUGCAAGAUAUUAGUCCACUGCAUUGCCUGCGGCAGUGCGGUAGGAAAUACCAUUAUGCUGCCCUAGAGGAGGGAGAUAUAUGUCUCUGCGCAAACUCAUUACCAGUCGAGGCAGUUAAUGAUUCUGAAUGUGAUAUGAAGUGUCCUGGUUCUGAGAGCUGGACUAACGAAGCACGAGAAUGGCUUAGGUAAGGCAUGAAAGAUAAGAAUUAACUGGGGAGAAACAGAAAAGCAUGCUUAAGGUUAGGGUCAAUCCAAAGUUCUCAUCGAACAAUAUAUCUUGUGACAUGUCAAAAAGCGAUAAAAAAAAACUAUUUUGCACAUUAUGAGAGGAAAACCUGUAGACUGGAAGCUAGACAAAAUCUUCUGCUAGUUUCGCUUUGAUAGAUUGCACAAUAAAGCUAGUUGUUAAUUUUUUAAUACAGAGUAGAGUGAGUAUUCAGCAAUAUUUCCAAUUUUCCAGUAUCGGGUAGAUAUACCACAUCUGCUAAACGUAAAGAAUGUAGUUUUAAAUUUAAAAUAAUCAGAAUUGCAACUCUGAUGUUGUAGUGUCGUAUCUUUAAGAAUGCGUUCAGAACGACUAAUUGACUGUAUGUUAACUAUAAAUAUUUAUGUUUUGAAGUGUAUUUAAGUGUGGUGAAAUUGAUUAAAGGGGAUUGUAAGUUGUGACCGAAUAAUCGGAAUAUUUGUAGACUUUAUAGAUCUCUCAUCAAGCUGAACGCUCAAUACAGUUUUUUUUCGGUUAAUUUUGGGAAAUUUGCUAGUGUCUGCCUCUAUACAGGAUUUCAGCUUACCUGAUGAAUUUAAUUUAAGGUAAAAUGGUACAUACAACGGUUUUGUUAUUCCUCACCUCCCUCAGAUGCGGUGGUCGAUUAAGAAACAGCAUAUACUCGGCAUCUGAGAGGAUACUGGGUUUGAGUCUUAUGAACACACGUCAUUUGCCAGUGCUGAAACCAGUCACAAUAUCCGGGAAUUUGACCAAUGGAAUGAACGUUACAUUCUCUUUCGACCUCGGUGAUGGUUCGAAAUCGUUAGAGCCAUCGAACGUGCCUCAAGUUCGUCAUAUCUACGACCAGCCAGGAUCAUACAUUGUUUCCAUGACAGCAACCAAUCCUGUUACGGGAUCAAUAACUGUUUCACAGGUAACAUUAAUUAAUACCUCAUGCACACCAGCAAAACACGUGUAGUUAAACCAGGUUUAACUGAAUGAAAAUCAGAAACAGAGAAUUAAAAAACUUAAUUUUCUAUCGGUUUCAAGUAGUCACUAACUUUUUAUUUCAAAUGUGCUUAAUUUAAGGCAACAAAAAACGGUUUAAGAAGCUGCCAUGAAGAAAAAAAUAUUCAACCAUGUUUAACAAAAUGGCAAACAGCAAAAUAGCGAAACAGCAAACAUGUAUAAGCUUUGGUGUGAAUGGGGUAUAAGUGUAUAAGCAUGAAAAUACACAAAGAGGCCAUUUAGCACUAAAAGUUGACACAUGAGCAGAUAAAAGCGGUGACCGACAUAAGAUUGGUUCUGGCCGAACAUCUUUUUUGAGAGGGUGGGGUGUGCUAUCUGGACCAACCGCAGUUUCUCUCACUCAUAACACAGACAACAGAGGGGCGUAUCUCAAAUGAUUUUUAAAUUAUUGAAGUUUUCGUUCCAUUUGCCUGUAAUGAUGCAUUUCGAAAAUUUGGAAGGCACACUCGAACAAGUAAUACUUGUUUCACGUCAGUUGAAAUAUAGAUUUUAACACCGAGUUUCACAUGAAUAUUUCCUUUUGCUAGAUGUAUGACAUCGAUGAUCCAAUGGGGCACAUAGAACUGCUCUGCCCACACUCGGUUCCCUUGGGAUCCUGGAUAGAAUGCAAUGGUUCACUCAUCCGGGGCUCACGAAUCAACAACACUUUCUUCUUUGGUGAUGGAAGCUAUGAGUUCAUAUCUUUGAGUGAGUACCUUUAAUCACUUAAGCCAGUUGAAACGAAACGUAAUUCAUAGCUUAUUGCUAUGUAUAUUCGUACCAUUUUCUCAUCGUCUGUGUCAAAUUCAUAGUUAUCCGAUGAGGACGUGUUGGAUAAAAGAUGAUAAACAGCCACGAAGCACGUAACACUGAGUUGGCCAUAUCAAUCUCGUAUCCAAUUUAAAAGUUUUUUUAAUCGAUUUUCCACUUGUCGAUAUUGCGGUGGAAGAUUUCUAGACUUGUUUUCGCCGAUAAAAUGUUUUAUGAAUUGAAACGACAGGAAGUCACUACUUCUUCCAACUUUCAAAACGGCAAAAUGCACAGUCUAUUCAUUUCACUUUAUUUAGCUAAUUUGUCCUAAAAAUGCAUUACGAUGGAAAUAAUAAUAUUGACACAAUAAUUCAGUUAAUUCAAAUUUACAAAUAUAUAUAUACAGAUAGAUAGAUAAAUAAAAAGAAAAAAAUGGAGGUGUGACAGGGGAAAGAAACAGAACUUCUGUUCCAAUUGCUGUUUAACCCCCAUUUCACUAACACAUAUCAAUAUAUAUAUAUAUAUAUAUAUAUAUAUAUUAAUGUGUAAAUGUGGGGGUAGAGUCUACCUUGGCAUAAAGUGCUCAAUGCUGUGGUAGCAGAACUGAGUAUAUGUAAGUGAAAGAAUCAAAGAGGACGCAUCGAUUCUCUGUGACUCUCUCUAUAUAUAUAUAUAUGUAUACACACACACACACACACACACACACACACACACACACACACACACACACACACACACACACACACGCACACACACACACAUAUAUAUAUUGUGGGAGGAAAAAGAUAAUUAAACUACCAGUUCAUCCCUACAGGCCUGUUUCGUGGUUUCCCACUCAUCAGGGGAUUUUAAAUCCAUAAUUUCCCGAGUGGUUAUUGAACUCCUAAUUUCAGGGGUGGAAUUCAGUCUUCCUGCUGCUCGUGUCACGCAGAAUGUUUAAAUCCCCUGAUGAGUGGGCAACCACGAAACAGGUCUGUAGGAAUGGACUGGUAGUUUAUUUGUCUUUUUCCUCCCACAAUAUAUACAUCGCUCUACUCCUGUGUAUUGAGCACUGUUUUACCUAGUCACCUUUUUUACUAGGUUCUCGUUAUUACAACGCUGGGCCAGAAAUUCCUCGCAAUAAUGACACAUUUCACUCAAUCUUGCCAAGCCCUCAAGGGACGAUCGUAUCACCAGCUUAUGAGUUCCGACAUGAUGGCAAAGUCACUGAAUUCGAGUUUGAAGGAGCAAAGAUAGGAAACGUAAGAUUACAGGUAAGUAUUGUUAAUUUUCUCCCCAGCUUGAGAUAACUAACAUGUGACGAGUUAAUUCAAAUAAUGAAUUAUAUCCGUAGAUAUUCCGUCCUCGCUGCAACGCUGGCGAAAAGUAUUGUCUGUCCAACAAGUCGUGUGUGCUGGACGGUGAAACUUGUAAUCCUUCCACCAAGAACAAGUGCCAACCUUCUGAGAUUUUCUGCAUCUUCAGAAGGCGCUGCAUAGCAAAUAUCACAGAGACAAGAAAAACAUGUGCUCCACUAGUGCCGCAUCAGACCAACGUACCCAGGGCGGAUUAUGAGCUCAUAUCUGAGAACCUGAUUACUAUUGAAACCGUGGGUCAUCAUAUUAAGACUUUACCGACGAACGAGCAGCCCUCCGUGAGACAAGGAGAUGUUCUUGGUUGGAUUUCCGCCGGCGGGGAUCUCGCAUUUAGAGAGAUUAAUCCAGCUGACGGAGCAGCUUUCGAAUUCGAGUACCACACCAACCCACAGAUAGGGGACAACCUGCUUAGGUCCAGCAAUCCCAGCAUGCAUCACAGGCACUAUAUCGUGGCAGCGCACUAUGUUCAUGCCGCGCACUUUGUCAUACGGCAUUUAUACAAAUCCACCGGUGUUAAACACUUGAUCUCGAACGUCACGCAAACUGUGCUAGUGGCAGUGGAUAUUCCUGUGGGCGAGGACGUCACGAUGAGCCAUCGAAGCAUCGUGAACACUCACGAAUCAGUUGUGUUUGAUGUUCCUUGGCAUUCUGGUUCCAACGUCACUCACAUAUGGGACUUUGGAGAUGGAAGCAUUGUGCGCACACAGUUAAACUCAACAACUCACAGGUAUACUUCGUCUGGAACUUUCUACAUAAAACUCACUGUUGCAAACUCUGUGAACAAAAUAGUUUUACAUUCAGUUAUCGCUGCCUUCGAUUUCAUAAAAGGUUUCAGAUUUUCGAAUCCAAUCGAAGCUAAGGCACUUGGCUUGCCGAGUGAAAUCAAGUGGGAAGCAGCUGAAGGUACUAAUAUAACUUACGUGGUGGACUUUGGAGAUGGCAGUCCCCGAUAUGAAAAAGCCACUACAUUGGAUGAAAGUCGCAACUGCUCCACUACUCAUCUGUAUUCCGCUGUAGGAAACUAUACAGUCUCUGUUUUUGCUUUCAACCUGGUUGGUCCGAAUAUUUCCAUAAUUUCCCAGGCGGUUAUUGAAAUCCCAGUUUCAGAGGUGGAAUUCAGUCUUCCUGCUGCUCAUGUCACGCAGAAUGUUUACUUUGCUGUGGGCGAUACAGUCAGUGUUAACCGUGUCGUGCGCAAUGGUACCAACGUUAGGUGUUCGUUCGAUUUCAAGGAUGGGACACCACCGAGAGUAAGUAACGAUUACAGCACGAGCCAUGUCUAUAACGAGGUUGGAGUUUACAAGGUAGAGAUCACAUGUUAUAAUGCUGUCAAUUCGGUCAAGCGACUUCUCAACGCAACGGUCGUGGUCCAGAAUAUUGAAAACAUCACAGGACUCACCUUAAGUGCUGAUCCUGCCGUUUUUAAGAACGACUCAGGGAUCACUGUUCACAUGGCAACGGGAACAGUUUUUUUCUGCACUAUUUACUUUGGAGACGGAGACACGCUUGGGAUCGACUACACACACCUCAACAAGCCUCUUUUCCAUUAUUAUCCAGCGAUUGGCUCUUACAACAUCUCUGUAAAGUGUCAUAAUCGUCUGGGAGAAGCGGAAGUCACAGACAUUCACGAUGUGGACAUUCCUAUUAAAGGCGUGACGGUAACAAGCCAGAAAAGGUUCAUCCGAGUGCAUGAAAGCGUUGCUAUUAACAUCGGAGUUAAGGAGGGUUCCCGGAUAACAUACGUUUGGGACUAUAGCGAUGGUAGCACAGACACAAUCUACCGUACUUUGGCGGACCAAAACAAACUUUUAUCCAGCUAUCAUGCAUUUGCUAGACAAGGUACAUUUCCCGUGAGGGUUACAGUUUCAAACUCUUUGUCGCCUGUUUUUGUGGACUUAGCCGAAGCUUUAGUCGUUGAGAAUCCAGUAGCAAGCCUUUCUCUCUCGACAAACAGCCCUAUAAGGCUAAACCCCGGUAUAGCCAUAUUCAGCCUGAGUUUAGUAGCCAAUGUGACGCCUCCGACUGAUGCGGUCAGCGUUUGGAAUUUUGCGGAUGGAUCCGGUCUCACACAGAGUGCGCCUUUUAUAAUUUCAGCUUCACAGCUGUUUGUAAAGAGGCACACGUAUAGAUGGGAGGGGAUCUUUACAGCAUCGGUAAACAUUUCCAACAAUGUUAGCAAUCUCGUUCUAACAGCGGAUAUCGAUGUACAAGAGAUCAGAGAUGUCAGUAUCAGUGUGAUGCGAAUUGAAGAAGGAGUACGAACGGAAGGCUUCGGAGAGUUGAAAAACUUUUUCCGUUCCACGGAAACUGUGUUUUUUAACGUCACGAUGCAAGCCAAAGAUGUACGUUAUACAUGGGACUUCGGGGAUGGAUCGCCUCUAAAUGUCACUUUGGAAUCAUACACAACACAUGUGUACAACCGUUCUGGGAUUUACACAGCUGGAGUGACUGUAGAUAAUAUUUUAGCUACAAUGCAUGCCAUCAAAGACAUUGUUACAGAGAAAGUGGUCGAAAAGAUAUCGAUGAACGCUAGUUUUCCGACGUAUUACGGCGACCCAACGUAUUUCACCAUUUAUAUCGAGGAGCCUGGAACAGACACAUGUCUGACUUUGGAUUUUCAGGAUUCGCACGUAACGUUCAUGGGUGAGCCACGCUGCAGACCUUCAUUACUACCCCUUAAUAACAAAUUUCUUGAGUUGAAUUCCAACCAGACUAAAGUUGAGCUUAUUCAUGAAUACGAUGACAUGGGGUCGUACCCUGUAAAGCUUUCAGCUUACAACACUGUCUCAAAGAAAGUUGCAAGCGCUCUUGUGAAUAUUACUACCAGUCCAUGCAAUAUACCUACAGUGAAAAUUGUUGGAGAAGAUUUCAAAGAUCCGCCAGAUAAGAUUCAAAAGUCUCAAAUGCUUACCUUAAUGCACGAAGUUUCCUCUAGGUGUCCUGUGGCCGCCAGUACUGUCUUUACUUGGGGUGUCUUCCUCGUAACCUAUGACGACCCAAAUAACGAAAGCAUUCCAAUUCCGGAUUUGUCUGUGGACCUUGUGCGUAUUCUUAAAACUCCCGUUACGGUGGACGCUUUGCGGUUGGCAGAUUUGCUCAUAAAAGAAAGGAGGCUUCCGUUCGGUUAUAUCAAGUUUAAGCUCACAGUCAGUUUUAUCGGAAAGGAUCGGGACUUGUCGGAAUUCUCCGGCACGGACAGUGUAUGGAUUGAAGUAAAGCGUUCUGAAAUGACCGCAGUAAUAAGAGGUAUGAGGAGAAAAAACAGCUCGUACCCUAAUUUCAAGUUUAUACAUCUCGUGGCCAUUCAAGUUUUUGUAGCUCUCUCUUCAUUUCUAUCUUUAGCGCCUUAAGAAGCAAAUAUGUCCUGAAUAAAAUUCCAUUCAGGGAAGAACGAUGAGAUAAGCUAUUUUUUGGGGGGGUAUGGCGGUCUUUCAUACAAACUCAUCAAAAAACAGCUUUAUUUGAGUAAUUUGUUAAAUAUACCGUCGAACUGUAAGGGUAGCCUUAGAGAACUUGGUUGGAAUCAGAGAAUUCAGAAAAAGAGGUUGGAAAAAGGAAAAUAAAAAAACAGCUUUGACAAGACAGUCAUGGUGCAUUUUAGCCUGAAGCCUUACGUGAUGCCAUUCAAACGGCGAUUUUGAAAAUGAGGAAAUUAUGUUCCUCAGGAGGGGAACCGCAGCCCCCAGGGCCCCAAAUUAAAUGUACCGAUGGAAUUAAAAGAAAUGGGAAUGUAAAGUCACCAGUAGGUUGACUGAGUUGCAAAGUGUACGGCUGUAAUGUAACAAAAGGGAUGUUAGUUAAAAUUCAAUUGCAAGCAUGAUCAUAUGCAUGUAAAUAGGAUUCUUUCUAUGUAUUUCAGGUAGUUUCAAGCGUUCCGUUGGCUACCAAUUACCCUUAAUUUUGGAUGCGUCUGACUCUAAUGACCCAGAUUUUCCAGAUGACAAGAAUGGCAUCGAGUACACUUGGAUGUGUAAGAAGGUAAAUGAAGAGUUCCCAGCAACCACUUCAUUGCCAGGUGAAAGUGGUGGAUGUUGGGAAAAUGGGACAUACGUUUUUGGUGGCGAUAAUGAAAUAGCUUCAGUGUUCACGGGAGACUUCUAUCAAAACACUAUGUAUGAUUUCAGAGUAAUAGCGAAGAAGGAUACACGCAGGAGCCACUACGACCAAAGGGUCGAAGUUCUACAAGGACAACCGCCGACCAUGGUGAUAGAGUGAGUUCAAAUCUUAGUUUAAGCUGCUAAUGUCGGCUAAUUUCGUUUUACCUUAUUUUAUUUCACUCGUAGCAGUGGAGAGUCCAUUACUAAACUUGGUUUGGAAAAAAAGCACCACAAUCUUUCCUACUCUGAAACAAUUUCCUGGAUGCGAUUGAAAAUAGUAUAUCUUCCAAUGUGAGAAAAGUCAUAUCUCUAAGGAGGACGAAUUUGCGUUUGUUCUUGUUUUCGAUUCACUUAGAUGUUUAUCUGUUAGUCUCUCAAUUUUCUUUUUCAAAAACAAAAAGAAGACAAUUGUUGCAAUCAAAAGGAAAAAGGGUAGUAAAGCCAAUGAAUUUGUUUCACUAAGAACAUGUCCAAUCGGCAAAAGAACGAGAUUUCUCGUGUACCGCCGUAAUCAUCCGACGAGACAAGGAAUAGGUCAUUGUACCGGGUAAACCUUUCAGUCUCAUUUGACUUAAUGAAACUUUUGUCAACAGUUAUAUUGACCCUUUUUUGAUGAAUGCAUCAAACUCGCAUGCAAAUAUAACGUAUUCAUGUUUGCUCUCCAGGUAUGUGUUCAAUGUGCUUGCAAAGAAAAACCCUUUCAAACGACUAAUCAUGGAGAGUCGGUGCAUCGACUGCGGGCUUAGUGACCGCCUUGGGUAUCAGUGGAAACUCUCCCUGCUGCUCGAAGAAGCAAAGAAAGAUGACGAUAGUGCCUGGGAGGAGAAAACGGACUGGACGGAUUAUACCCAAGCCACAGGACUGGACGCAUCAAGUUUGAUUAUCGAGGCUGGAUAUCUGAUACCCGGACGCACGUACAGACUACAACUUAAUGCCUGGAGACCAGGAGGGUAUCCAGGAGGUUAUGUAAUAGAGGAGAUGACUAUGAACAUUGCCCCAUCAGGGGGUACGUGCAGUGUCCCUGUGUCUGAAGGCUUUGCUUUGGAAACUCUGUUUAAUGUCGUAUGCGAAGGAUGGUCGGAUCCAGAUGUACCUCUUUCUUAUUUGAUAGGUAGGACUGAUUAAAAGGGUCAGAGAUAGUGUGAGUCUGAGAAUUGUCGAGAAAAACUUUCAGAGUACGAGUAGAGCAGUAUCGGCGAAUGAUGACAAAAAAAAGCCAGCAAUCCAACUUAAGAAUUGAUCAUGGCGAGAAUGACAGCGCAACGGUUGAAAGUUAGAAAUAUUUUGCUAACACCUAACUUCUAACGCGAGACCCCAUGGACCGAAUUGUUCAAAAUUUAAUUAGCCAUGACUAGUCAAGAUCUAAUUUUAUGGCAACGAGUUGUUUUUGUUUGUAACUAAGCCAGGGUCAAGUUUAGUUUUACUUGCAAUUUUUUAAUGGAGUUUCCAGCGACCCGGCCAACGGAGCCAUCUCUGGGGAAUUGCUGUUUCAGAUGUACCUCUUUCUUAUUUGAUUUGUUCGAGCACAGAUCAAGGCACGAUGUAAUCGUCAGUCUCCUAAGUACAUGAAACCUCAUUUAUCUUCCUCUUUUUCUCCUACUAAUGAAAAACUUUAAGAAAGGGGUUUAAUGAGUAUACAUUACUCUAACUCAAAACAAACGGUCAAUCUUCUUCAUGCUUUACAGAGCUUAAGAAUGGAGAAGAAAUUAUUCCUUUAACUGCGGGACUUGAGAAGAAUAUGACAUCGGUAUUUCCCCUUGGCAAACCGGAACACAAUUACACGCUAGAAGUCAGAGUGAAAGUCAUGGACGCCUAUUUACUGAGCGCAGAAACUCAGUUUUCUGUGCGGGUACGUAUCGAGAGCCUCAAAUUUUUAACGAACGUUACUUUUCCCUUUCAGUUUAUGCGGCACACAAUUAUUCGGUUAUAGAGGGAACAACAAUAGGAAUGUCUUGCUUGUUUGACACACAUGAACACUGAAGCUUUCGAGCAUGUUGUGGAAGGAAACCCCUCACCCCUUUCUCUUGCAAUCUCUCCAGGUUCUAGAACCCGUCUCUGUGGAUUACGAUCAAGUGUUCGGAGACAUGCAGGACGCUGCUGGCGACGAGGGAGGAGACCAAAAAGCGGUUCAACUAGCAGGAGCGGCAAGCUCUGUGUUGAACGCUAAAGCUGGCAAGGAAGGAGACGAUGGUGCGGGAGAAAGGGCCGCGGUAUGUAAUUGUCGUAUAUCAUGUCUCAUUUUUGCCUCGUCCCUUCCGUCAACCUUCUAAAAGUCGCUUAGAUAUGCGAUUGAAAAUUAAUGUUUCAAUUCAAGAUCACCUUCCACCGGGAGACUGCUUUUUUGGGGGUGAGGUGGGUGGAAUCCAACCUGAAAGCAUCAAAGUCAAUUUCUUCCUUCUAUUUUGACCAUCUUUGUAGUUGAUACUCUUGCAGUUGAAAUAGUUACUCUGAGAAAACGCUGUCAAUUGAGCCUCAUGUGAACUUUAGACUGUGUAUUGGUUUUCAGUUCCGUGGCAAGGUAGCUGGUCAGUUAAGUCAGCUCCCUGUCAAAGAUUUUGACGGUGUAGCCAUGAAGGGAGAAGCUCUCAACUCACUGACAUCAGCGACUGGUGAGGUGGACGAGGACGCUCAGGUAAACGAGUGCAGUGAUGCAUUUAAAUAUUUUUAUUCAUUUAGUAAUCAUGCUAUGUAAUAGUGUAUGAUAUCAAUACGCAGAACGCGAAAUAGAUGAAAAUAAAAAAAAGGGAGAGAUGGAGCGCCAAGAGGAUUGGGGCGCGUGUGCGCGACGAGGGUCGUGCCGUUUAUUUGUGAUACAACUUGUGGAUGGCACAGCCGCGAUAUACUGCUAAUUUAAAUGCUCCUUUUCCAAUUUUGAAAUGAUGAUGUUCAAAGGACAAGAACUGGACAUAAUUAUGUGCUGUAGAACGAAACAAAAACACCAACGUUCAUCUUUGUGUUGUAAUAAUUCGUGCACUUUAUUUCAGUCUUGUUUUCAUCGCAGUACGAUACAAAAGCCGUAAACGACAGUAAUAAUUUACGCAAAGAGAUGGUCCUCGGAGAUGAACUAUCGUCGGGUUAUAGUAACUGAAGAGGAAUCACGAGGGAUGAAUGAUAAAAAAAAUCAGCCAGGAAAAGGGACAGAAAUUCCGCACCGUUGAUGAAUACCGGAUUCGUCGGACCAACUUUGAAAUAAAUGCAAAGGCAUUUCAACAUUUGAGCAAACACGUCAUACCGGUUUUUUUUCUUUUUUAACAGAACGCUACAGUGAAUGCGUUAGGAGAAAUGGGUGACUUCCUAACGAGUAGUGACAGCGCACGUGACGUGGAAAAUGUAGCAAAAAGCCUGGGUUCCGCUAUUGGCAAUGUAGUAGGAGCGUCGAUUGACUCAUAUCAAAAAGCCGCUAAUGGAACGUCUUCGGGAGAUCCAGUAUGUGUUAUUAUCGUUAUCCACAUGAUUAUCAUUAUUUUUACUAUCAAAAUCUGAGUGUGGUUAUCGUAACUACUUGGCUUAGAACUCAUUAUUACGACCGAGCAAUGUUAGAAUGUUUUAUCUAUCAAUUUUAUCAUUACUUCCAUAGAGCAAAAGUCGAAACAAUACCAAAAACGCUCUUGGCGUGGUAGACAAAGUCAGUGGUGCCCUUAUGAAGCAGCUUGCUGCAGGAGACAAACCAAAGUCGAUAUCAUCGCCAAAUUUGGAUAUGUCUGUUGGAAGGAAGACUUUGGAUGACAUCGGUGGCGAGAAUGACGACGAAGAUGCCGAGGAAGGGGAGGGAAUGGGUGGAGUCAAAUUACCCGACCCUAUGGCGAUCUUUGGAGGAGCUAAUGCCUCCGUGGAAGAUGGAGCUACAAGCGCCAUUGGCUCGACGGUCUGUACAUCAAUUAAUGAAAAAAUCUGUCAUUCUUUUCAUGUAUCAUCUUUUAGUCACUCCGUGCGUCUUAUUUAGCGAGCCGAAAUGUAAACGUGGCUAGAUUUGAUUUAUGAUGUCGAAACAACACGUUACUGGCGCUGUUUUGUUCUUGAAUUCUUUGGUAAAACAGGCAAACGGCUGAACCAUUGACUUGUUUUAUUCUUGUGUGUGUGCCUUCAACUAACGUCAUUUAAAGAGGAAUCGUGUGAAUUGUCUCGAGAUUGAGCUCAAAAUUCCCUGUUGGGAGACGAAGCUGUAGUGUCCCGUUGAGCUUAUCGGAUAGUUUACCUCUGAAAGAAGUUUGCAGAUUCAAAUGUAUGUUAAAGCGUCACACGCAUCCAGGUUUGAUGAGUACUUUCAAAGUUUUUACGUAAGGUCUGUCCUUCCCGUAACCGUGUUCAACCUAAUUUGUCUACUUAGCUUUCUGCGAUGGACAAGAACCCGUUUGCAUGGGAUAACAGUUCUAGCGAUUUGAAUUCCAAAACAGUUGGAUUAUCACUCACUGAUGGUAACGGCAAGCCGCUGGAUCUAGCAGGGCAACAAUUGGAAAUGUUCGUUCCCCGAAACCUCAAGAUAAACCCCGUUAAACCCAUGGAGCUCAAUCACUAUGCAGACGACGACCCUCCAAUGCGUAUUCAUAAAUUCAAUCGUUCAAGUAUAGAGGCCGCCGUUGCCAUAGAGAUGAAAUUCUUUCACCCAGAUAUCAAAUUUAUGGUGGCGGUGAGGUACGAAAAAAAACCAACUGCAAACCACUACGAUUUUGCGCACACUUUCCCGACUCAGGCGGAAGCAAAGAAAAUGAAGAAGCGGCCACACCCAUUUACGUAUGUCAUUCCGCAUGUGCUACUCAACCCUCUUCUCAUUAGAGGACAAAACGAAAGCGAUAAUGGUACAGAUACGGCAACUCUGCUGGCUAACGUGACAAUCAAGCAGUUUUAUUUAGGUGUGAAAGCUAUAAACAAAGAUGCGCUGAGUGACGCGAACACCAGCUAUGCCAUGCGAAUCUAUCUGCCUUCAUGCAAAAUGUUUGAUGAAGAUAAAAACACUUGGACAACAAAAGGCUGUAAGGUAACUAUAUUUGAUUUUUUUUUGUUUUGGGACGGGGGGCGCAGGAGGGUCUGUGAUCAUCGUGUUAUUCUUCGAUUAGGAGUUGAAAUAAGUGCCAAUAAAUGAACGACAGAAUUCAUGAAUUCAUCAAAGCUCAACUACAACGGACUGGCCUCGUUCCCUGAGAAUGUUAUAAUAUUCCCCUUCGUUCUACGCCAUACAAACCAAGGCAAGCCCACUUUUUAUGAAAAGGCUGGAUCAGUCCAAUUUUUAGAAAAUAUUUUGUUAGUUUUACUGAUUCAUUUUGUAGGAGUUCCAAAAGAGCCUUAAUGGCGUACUUCUUCGCCAACAUUGAUGAAGAUUUUUAUGAACUUUGAUAACUAGUUUGCAUCUCUUUAUGAUUUUUCUAAGUACCAUGAUUUGUAUACAAGGUAAAAUGGUAAAAAGGACGAGUGCCAGACUAGUCACUGAAGAACUACUUAAAUAAACUUGACUCCAGCGACUACGUGUAAAGGAAGUCAGCAAAAAAUUCAUUCAAAAUGUCACAAUUACUGCAAUACUUUAUGAUACUUAGCUUAAAUUUUAACUUUCCAACGCCAGGUUGGACCAAAGACUAUUGCUAACAGCACACAUUGUUUAUGUACACCCGGAGAAGACGAGGAGGAAGAGGUUGAGGAAGAAGUUGAAGCAACAACCGAGGCACCGACAGCAGCCGCCUCAAGUGGGGAUGCACAGCCUGUUAAAAAGGUUAUAAAGCGACGACGAUUCAGAAAAAGUGUCAACAAAGUGAAUAUUGCGAGUGAGUUUCACUUAUUCUUUCUCGUGAGAACUUAAUAUUUUAGCAUGUUUGAUACUGCAAAGCGCAAAAGUUAACUGCUCAUAUAAACGCGGGAAAACCUAUUUCUAAUACACUUAUCCUUAGGUCUGCCUAUAAACUUUUUAUCAUCACUGUUCUAUCUUUAUUGACUCCAGUAACAUUUUUAACACAUUAUUUGAGACAUAACUGCACUUAGACUAACCAAUCGAUUGCCUGUAGGUGAUGGAUGUAUUCACGUCAAUGGAUUCUCGAUUGGUCGUUGUAGUGACUUAUUGUUAAUGUUACUUGUUAGGUAGCAUGUUCGUGGCGCCAAACCCGAUCGACUUCAACAAGGUGUUCAACGCUAACCUGGCGGAGAAUCCUAUCGCUUUGGCAGUUGUUUGUGGAAUAUUUGGGGUUUACCUGGUAUUGGCUAUUUAUGCACGCAGAGAAGAUUUAAAGGAUGUUGAACGGGUAUGAAUGACGUUUAAUAACUCGGAGACCAUAGGCCAGUCUUCAAGUCCACUCGAGGAAGAUCCUUAAGAGCUGGAAACAAUUACACGGUUUCCGUGUUGCAUACUGAUGCCGAUUUGUCCGUAACGUAAUGUAUCCUCUUAAAUAACUGGUUACGAGGAAGAGUAGCUGUAAAAAAAUCCAUUUACGAAAAAAAAAAAAAAAAUUCCAAACUCUGUAGAAAAUAUGCAUUAAACUUGUUAAAUGAACCACAACAUUUGGCUAAGAUAACAAACUCCAAAACUUCUUAAAAUUCCAAACUAAGGGAUAACAAAUUUGCGCGUACGAAUGCUCAUGCAAAAACAAACUAAACUCCGUGGAAACAAACAACAAAAGUACGCAAAAAAUGUCACCGUCGGGUUUUUAAUGUCAAGGUAAGAGUUCUUCAGCGUGAUUGGCUAAUUUGUGAAAUCACUCGCACUGCGCGUGAAUACAAAAAGAAUACAAAGGGAGGAGAGGAAGAUAAACAUUGUUAUUUAAAAUUUAAAAUCGAAAGAGAUUUUGUAUAAUACACAUUAGGAGCAGAAAUGAUAGAUUGGAGGGGUUAUACCCGGAGUUGCAUUGAAACUUCACUAAAAAGAGAGCUCUCCUUGCGCUUUCUCACGCUUCAACUCCAGAAUUAUUUCCUCUCUCAUGCACCUUCAGCCUAACAGCGCAGUCUCUACGCGCGACAUCUGUUGGAUUAUAGGGCCCAUUUACUCCCUCGUACAGGACAAAACAAAAUUCCCUGAUUCCUUUGUACCAGUCAGUUGUGAACUCCUCUUUUUUUUAAUUGCAAUUAUAUUUGGAAAUUUCAGGCAGGAGUAACUCCUCUGGAGGACAACGAGUCAUUUGACCAAUACCAUUACGAGAUAACAGUUUACACGGGGUUCGGAAAACGUGCAGGAACUACAGCCGAAGUCAGUUUUAUUCUCUCCGGAGAUGAAGGUGAAAGUGAGCCCCGUCUGCUUAAAGAUCCUAAACGUAAGACGUUUCAGCGACGUGGCGUCGACGUAUUCUUGGCAACGUUCCCAGAAAGUUUUGGUGAGCUGAACUACUUGCACCUGUGGCACAAUAACGGAGGUAAAUUAUUUUUGGUGAGAUUUUUCGUGAGUUAUGUGACGACUUUCGAAUAGGAAUUAAAGAUGUUCCAAAACUGAUCGUAUGAUCCUAUGUAGCAAUAAAAUGUCAAAUGAAAUAAUUUAGCUUGCUAAUGAAUGGUUAAUCAAUCUCGUUUCUACCGUUCAAUGGAUUGAAAGCGUACGCAUUAUGCACAACAAAACCGAAAACAGACCUAGCGAUACAGCAACCCAAUUUUCUUUGCAUUAUAAAAGUCUUAAAAGUUGUGUUAUAUCGAGUUUCCAAAGUAUAGUACAGGUCAUAAAUCAAACCACAUCCGUUUUUGACUCUGAUGCCUUCCUUUUGGCGGUAGGUCGCUCACCUUCAUGGUAUGUCAGUCGUGUCGUGGUUCACGAUCUCAACAACGACAAGAAAUUCUUGUUCAUCUGCGAGAGUUGGCUCGCUGUUGAGGAAGGCGACGGUGCAGUCGACAGACUUAUUCCUGUGGCAGGCCUCGAUGAAAUGACAAGUUUCAACCACCUGUUUUACUCUACUACACAGAAAAACCUCGCAGACGGCCAUCUCUGGUUCUCCGUCUUCAUGCGGCCAGCGAAAAGUCGUUUCACGCGACUUCAGCGCAUUAGCUGCUGUUUAACCCUUUUGUACUGUUCUAUGAUCACAAACGCCAUGUUUUACCAGGUUGGAGGAGAAAGCGAUCCUGCCUCUACCAUACAGAUAGGACCUCUGGCUUUUAGUCCCGCUCAAAUUGGGAUUGGUAUUAUGAGCAGCUUGAUCGUCGUGCCUGUUAACCUCUUAAUCGUGGGAAUCUUCCGUAAUGUCGAAGCGAAGCCAACGAAAGAAGAGCUCAGAGAGCGACGCAGUAAAAGAACAUGUUGGUGGUUCCAAGAGUUGUUCUUCUGCUUCUUCGACUUCAAUAAAAACAACAAAAACGAUUUUAUCGAAAUCCUUCAAAGGGACUCGAAAAAAGAGGAAACAUUUUUGGACUUUAGCUCCAAAACGAAUUUGACUGUAAACGAUGAGAUUCUAUUAGCUGAGGGUGUCGAAUCAGAAGAUAUUAGUUUUAGAAUCUCUAAACAGGAGCGAAAAGAAGAGAUGGAGAAAAAGCAGAAGAAGAAAAAGAAGAAGAAGAAGAGGUUGUUGCCCUAUUGGUUUCUUUACAUUGGCUGGGUUAUCUGCUUUCUGACGUGUUUUACAACAGCUUUUUUCUGUGUCCUCUAUGGACUACAAUUUGGUAAAGAAAAAUCUGCUCAAUGGAUCUCAUCCAUGUUGAUCUCGUUUUUCCAAGAUGUCCUUAUCAGUCAGCCCAUCAAAAUCCUCGCAGUCGCACUUAUAAUUGCAGUUAUCAUUAAGAAACCUGCGGAGGAAGAGGAAGAAGAGGAAGGAGAUAAGAAAAAGCUUGAUGACGAAGACUGGCUGCACGACGGUCCAAGAGGUCAGUAAGGUCACAGUAUCCUUACCAAACCGUUCACGGCUUCUUUCUCAUCUUGUAGAUUCUGCAAGUCUCCCCUGAGCCCCCUCUCCCCAUUUUUCUUUCACGUUAAAUUGUGACGAACCACACUCUAUGAUUUCAAGUAUCGUCUCUCAAAACUACCAACUAACGUUUAACCCUUUUCCCUUUUUCCAGAAUCCGGCGACAGAAGAAUGAAACCAAAGACGCUUAUUCGUUUACAGCCACCCGACAAGUCGAAACUGGAGAAAGCCAGACAACUCAGGUAUACUUACUUAAAAUCGCUCAAUCAUUUGAAUCAGUUUAUCAGCAUGACCCUAAUAACCAACGAGGGGUCGUUGGAUUUCAAUGAAAGCGAUUUAGAGCUAAUUCUCUUUUUUCGUUGAUUGCUUUUGGCCUGAAAACGAUGGAGACGAAUGCCGUUCUUACACAUCUAUUUAUAGUUAUGGAUCGUUUACUUUCCUAAGAGGUAACUUUCUUUUUAACAGAAUUAUACGUUUUCUUUCCUUUUUUUUUUUUUUCAGAUUUAAAGAAAUGAAAAUGAAUGCAAUCAUCAAGGAAGUUGCGUUGUACGUGUUUUUCGUGGCCUGCCUGUGCAUUGUCAGCUAUUCUCACAGGGAUCCUACUUCCUUUGCCUUUAGGGAAGAAAUGUAUAAUUCGUUCGUAGAGGGAGUUCAUGGAGGCCAAAAGAGCUUCUCAGCGGUAAGCAUGUCGUCCAGGUCUCCGCUGUACACAAGUGAUAGGCACGAUAGUUUAAAAGGCUACGGUUAAUAAAACAUGGUCAUACCUGCAUACCUGACUGUCGUGGUAAAAAAUAACAACCGUGCAGUUACCUAACACAGUUGCACAGGAUAUCAGCUGUAGCCCUCUUUGCAGAGGAUGAGUAUGAAGCCUUUAUUGUAUGUACUAACCACAUGUUCCAUUUUUACUGAUCCCAUGUAGAUUGGAAGCCGAGAAAAUUUCUAUCAGUAUGCCAAGACGACACUGAUGAAUGCCUUGUACACCACAGCAUUGUAUAAUGGAGAUGACACGGAGCCUGGCUACACUGCAGAUUUGACAGCAUACAUUGUGGGAAUGGCAAGACUGAGACAGCUCAGAGUUAAAAACUGUAGGUUGUUAAAUUAUUGGAGAGUAAGAAAAAUCUUAAUGCACAUCCUGAAAAAAAAAAACAAAUAGAUCGUGGUGAAAAAAAGGAGAGGUCGUCCACGUCGUUUAAGAGUAGUUGGUCUUCAAGAAAAGGUCACCUCAGUGCGUUAGUGGACGGGCGCGUUAAUCUCACGUAUUUACACCCGCUGCAGGGCUUUAUGGCAACUGAUGAGAAGUCUCACUCGGAUUUCACCAAAAAAACGUUUUCACAGGGUAGCAAAAGCGAAAUCGCAUAGUUAUCAUUUUAGUUUGAGUGACUCAUAGUAAGAAAGAGACCUUUAGACUAAUAGCGCGAUUUAUUCUUUGCAACAGACUCCUGUGAGGUAGCAUCAGACUUCACACCUUUCAUCGACGAAUGCAAUGACUGGUAUGGUUUUUUUGCCGAGGAGAAAGGCCAGUUUGAUAUUGGAUGGGAGCCACUCAAAAACGAGUCCUUGUACAUUCCGCCAUUCACUUACCAGGCGUGGGAAUUCAACACAUCGGAUGAACUGGACACAUUACCUGUGAUGGGUGAGACAUGUGUACAGUUUUUAUAGGAGACACUUCCAAUUAAGAACUCUUGUUUUUCUGUUUCUUUUCUUCUAAUUUUUGGAGACAUUGUUCUUUACGUAAUCACAUUCUAAACGCUGAUAACAAAAUAGGAUAAAAUUUAAGAUUUAUUGCUUUCCUGUAUAAUCUCUACAUAAUCUUCUUUUAUCCUCCUAGGAUUCGUGUCGACAUAUGGUGGGGGAGGAUUUGUCGCAGAAUUAGGAUACACCAGAGAGAACGCCACGAAAAUUAUUCAGACCCUGGAGGAAAACAAAUGGAUUGAUUCACAAACCCGGGCUGUUAUCUUAGAAAUAGCCACAUAUAACCCUGUAGUAAAUCUGUUCUGCGUUAUGACUCUAAUUGUAGAAUUUCUCCCUACCAACGGAGUGUUCUUGUUUACUGACCUGAAGAUUGCUCGCCUUUUCACCUUCGGAGGUGGUUUUGAAUCAUUUCUUGUGGCUUGCGAGUUUUUCAUCCUCCUUUUCUUUACUGUGUUCAUUUAUCAGGAGCUCAAGCAACUAUACAGGCUUCGGAAGGGAUACUUCAAAGAGUUCUGGAACUACAUCGAAUUUGUGAUGAUCAUAUUGGUGUUCACGUGCGUGGGUAUGUUUUUCACGCGUACGAUGCUCGUGAACCAAGCAAUUACCAGCCUCGAAGAAAAUCCAGGAAAAUACGUCAGUUUUGGCCGAGUAGCUUCCUGGAACGAAGUUUUCAUGUACAUGGUGAGCAUGGUGGUGUUCACUGCUUGGAUAAAAGGAAUUAAGCUCCUACGAUUUAACCGUCGUAUUACGAUUCUGGCGCAAACCUUAAGAGGCUCUGCCGGUCCUUUGGCUGCAUUUUCCGUUGUCUUCUUGGUAUUCUUCCUCUCUUACUCGCUGUUUGCUUUUGCGGUUUUCGGCAAGGACAUUUCUGAUUUUUACAACUUUGUUUCUACUUGCGAGACUGUGAUGGGAAUUUUACUCGGCUCAUUUGAUUACAGGGCUAUCGAAGAAGCGGCUCCUAUUCUUGGGCCCAUAUUCUUUUUCACCAUAAUGGUCUUUGGCACAUUCAUUUUGAUGAAUAUGUUUUUGACCAUCGUAUUAGACGUGUUCUCCGAAGUGAAAGAGUCCAUCGACGAUCAAGAAAACGAGUACGAGAUUGUCGACUUUAUGAUCCGGCGCUUUAGGAAGUUCACCGGCAUGCAGCCAAACAAGGUUAUGAUUGACUCCGAGGAGCCGAUGGAGAAGAAAGACAUCGAGGAAGAAACUAAUAAAGACCUACUGGCCCUGAAUAACAAGAAAAAGCUAAGAGCUAAGAGAAAGUCUAAGCCAAUGGAUCUGGUGGCGCAACGCUUCACAAGACUGGAGACAUCGCUGAGUGGUUUUUAUUGUGAGGAGUGGGCUGAGGAGCGCCUGCUGGAUCACAUAGUGGGGAGGAGGUGGGGAGUCAAUGCUGAGGCUGCUUACGCUCAGGCAGAUGCUGAGUUACACGAGGAGCAACAGAUGGAACAGCUGCGCCAGGAUAUGUACGCUGCAGCUGAACGGUUUGACGCUGGUGAAGGAGCAAUUAAUUUGAACUUCGAGGAUGAUAUUUUUGAACCUUGGGAUUCGACUGAUGCUUAA
Molecule: messenger RNA, 21286 nt
Organism: Pocillopora meandrina
Lineage: Eukaryota; Metazoa; Cnidaria; Anthozoa; Scleractinia; Pocilloporidae
Source: the annotation of a GenBank genome assembly